GAGGACGUAAGACCGCCAGGACCGAGCACCGCACAGUGGGGGGCGUGGCUUAGGGGACGCGUUACCCUGGCGACCACCUUCUGGGCUGCUCAAACUUGAUCAGAGCGUAGAGCCGGAAAGGUGUGAGUUAAGAAGAGAAACGAAGACGGCUUGCAGCCGCAGCUCCCGGCACCCUGGGGGCUGACCGACGGCCAUGGAUCUGUACCUCAGCAACUGCUACAAGGCUGCUGAAGCCGCUGCCACUAAGGCGGCGGCCAGCAGCCUAACACGCACCAGAGAGCACUGCGACACCGCGAGUGGCGGCGAAUCGGGCUCGCGCAAAAAAGACAUUCCAGAGGUCGGAGCAGCUAAUCUAUUGGAUCUCCCUCUUGGGGUCAAGCUGCCUAUUAUCCCAGGAAGCAACAAUAUAUUCUAUACUACAAAUAUAAAUGAAAAGCUUUAUCACCCUUCUUAUGACUUUAACCUGAGUGAUCCUUACUGCCGACUUUUGGAAACCAGCUAUAAAAGCCUGCAUGAUCCCCAUUUAAAAGCAUACCAUAAGCGAAAGGAUAUUCUAAGGAGAUUAAAGAAGGGCGGUUACAUCACCAGCAAUAAUAAAGUCAUAUGUACCUUGAAAGAAUUGAAUAAGUACAGGCAGUAUCUGACCACUUUAAAAUUAGACUUUGAAAGAAACUAUGUAAGAGAACAAAAAAUGAUUGAAAAACAAGUAAAUAAAUUGUAUGAAACCAGAAGAGCCUAUGAAAAUAGUGGAAACGAACAGUUCCAAGAAUGGCUGUUACAGGAAGAUACACAAGCAUCUCCAGACCAAGAGCUGAUAAUAAGGCACAGAUACUUAGAUAUGAUUAGUAGGGAAUUAGGCAAGGCGGAGCACACGGCAGGAAAGCAGAGCAUACUCAGGAUGAAGGAAGAACAACACCGACAUCAGGACCACGUUAGAAGAAAGCUUCGUCUCCGUAGACAAAUUGAAGAGGAAUGGAAGACAAAAGAAAUGUUACUUCUGACAAAGAUUGGAGAUGAAGUAAAAAGGGAAGCAAAAGUUGAGGAACAACGUCAAAAAGUCAGGGAGGAAGCUCACCGGAAGAAACAAGCACUUCUAGAGAAAAAAAUUGCUUAUCAUUUACAAAAAAUGCAGAGAGAUGACAUGAAGAGAGACAGACCAGAAGAAAAUGUAUUUGAAAACAAAGGACAGGAUGAAAGGGAAGCUUCUUCAAAGAUGAAGAAAACGAGUGAUAAUGCCAGUGACCAGCAAUCCCACCAGGAACAAAAACAACCAAGCCAUUCUCAUAGUUUUAUAAGGAUUCCUACCCAAAAAUCAUCAGCCUUCAUAUCUUCUCCGCAAGAUAUACAGAAAAACAAAACAGAACUAAAGAGCAUACAGAAAGAUAAAGAAAUGACUAAAGCAUCACAUACUUUAAAUGAUAAAGGAAUGAAAAGUAGCUCCCUUCAAGCUCCGGGUGUUUCUGCUAAAACAGAAAAUGUCCCCAAACAUUCUCUACAGGCUAUUUUGAAACAAGAGGCAAGUAAUAUUUCUUUUGUCCCAGAUACAGACAGAACAAAUGCAGUGUGA
Molecule: messenger RNA, 1567 nt
Organism: Mustela lutreola (European mink)
Lineage: Eukaryota; Metazoa; Chordata; Mammalia; Carnivora; Mustelidae
Product: fibrous sheath-interacting protein 2-like
Exons: 12
Coding region: 194-1567 (457 amino acids)
Source: RefSeq, a predicted model, not a curated record